AAUGUACUUCUCAUACAUUCUUUUCUUCACAGAAUACGCUUGAGCCAAUGGACGAAAUUGCUGCAUUGAUAGCAGCUGCUGUUCAUGAUAUCGAUCAUCCUGGUUUUACAAACUCAUUUCUUUGCAAUGCAUCAGAUUCUCUUGCAGUUUUAUAUAACGACAUUGCUGUUUUGGAAAGUCAUCAUGCUGCAUUAUCUUUCAAAAAAACUGCCGGAGAUGAAUCGUCAAAUAUCUUUAGAGGACUUAGAAUGUAAGUGGCCCUCUUUAAUAUUUAUUUUAUGCAAGUUAAUUGAUAACUUUUAUAAUGCUUACUUAUUCGAUAGUUACUUAUUCUGACUUUUUAGUGAUGAUUAUCGUGCAAUUCGACAAAGUAUUAUUGACAUGGUGAUGGCUACCGAAAUGACCAGACAUUUUGAACAUCUUUCCAAAUUUGUUAACAGUAUCAAUAAAAGACGGACAUCCAGCAUUGGUGAAGUCACAACUGUGGUAUGUUAUAUGUUAAUUUCGCAUUGUAUUUAUUUUUAUAUAUAAGCUUUGGUAUGCAGCUUUCCCAUGAACAUAAUUUUUGGGUUGAGACAAUUCUAACUUAGAAUUCCAUGACUCGAUGAUUCAAUCUUACGAUUCAAUGCCAGCUAUUAUGCUGGCUUCAUGCAAACAAUGGCGUAUGUUCAUCUUAUUAUCAGUAUCAUGCUCCAGUUACUGAAGCUUUCUCGGUUUAUCCCCGAGCCAACGAGGCGGAGCGCCGUUCCGGGCGUUAGCCCGGGGCGAGGGUACUAAUUCCGCCCGGCUAUUUACACCCGGGGAAAGGAAAGCAUCAUCAAUGAUCGCGGGCGCGUGACUAUGGCUCAUGGUGGACCUCAUCACUGAUCUCAAAAAUAUGGCUGCCAGGAGUGGGAUAAGCACACUGAGGAUAUUAAAGCAAGAUUUCAAUUUUCAAAGUCAUAUAUUUGGAAAAUCACGUUUCAUACAAUGAGCCUUGAAGCAAUUUUUGUUUGUAGAAAUGGGAAGAAUUGAUUUACUAUGUCUAUGAAAAAUCAUGAAAUAUAGGGCAAGUUUGCAUUGAAUGUUUAAUGUUCAUGAAUUUUUUUGCUUUAAUAAUUUAUUGCGUAAAACAUGUACUUCUGUUUUCCUUUUCAAUGAAGCUGUAUAAAGUUUCCUAAAUUUAAUACCUUGUUUAAUGAACAAAAAAUGUAAAAUGUAAAGGAGCAGAAAUUACUCAAUAAUAGCGCUUUAGAAUAUUUAUAGUGUUUAGCGCUUUAUAAAUUAAUAAAUUAUAUUAUUUAUUUAAUAAUUUGAAGUAAAAAAGUUUAUCGGCAAAAGCAGUUUAGUUAUUAAAAUGAACAUUUCAAAACAUUUUACGAAGCGAUUAACUCGGCCAAAGAGACUGGGCACAAGUGAAUGUCAAGAAUAGUGUGCUGCCGAGCUAACGCUCUUAAGGUUAAAUUUUACAUUAAAUCAAAGCUCACAAAAUCCAGAACAACAUACCUACAGUACAUAUUUCGGAAAUUCAUUGUUAUAUAGUUAAAAGCAAUAAUUGUUGCGGAACUUGUGAUUCCACCGUCUGGUUCAUUCAGUAAACGCUCAAGGGACUGUAUUUUAUAAUUGUAUUGAUUGUAAUAUGUGAAAGUAUACUAUUUACAACGUGAGUUUUAGACUGUUAAACAUUCCGAUUGUCUCGCUACGAUCUGAUGGCAACAAUGACAUUCAAUCACUCCCUAGCUAUUUGAUUACCCUACCAAAUUACAAUGUGUCACUGUGACGUAUCAAUUUACACAUACAAAGACUUAUUUACGAUUUAACAUGAAUUACGUCAAGCACAAUACUGAUAUAUUACAUGAAGUAUAUUUAAAGUUGAAUGAAUUGGCGGCACUGCGCUGGGAACCUACGACACCCCACCCACCUUGAUUCAUAAAGGUCUAUGAAUCAAGCGCGUCUCGGUCUCGGACGAUCAUGCAAGACAUGCAAGGACCCGUCUGCCUUAGCUAUGGGGGAAUCCUUUCCCUGCCCAUUCCCACCCGGUCGAGCUUGAACCUCCAAUGGGAAUAACUUCUGUAUAGGCCUAUUCAAAUAGACUGGUCUACCCUUGCCUGCAACCUUUACUUUGGCCCCUCGGACCUCCUUGUCCUUACCUACAAUUAACUCUUCUACAACUGCUAACUUCCAACCACAUCUCUUUCCUCCUUCUCCGUACACUGUCACUACGUCUCCCUUCUUUACUUCUCUCAAUCUACCUCCGUUUUUGCAUUUAUGGAACUCUCUCAACCCUGUUAGAUACUCCUUUUGCCACCUCUUCCAGAAGUGCUCUAACUUUAACGACACAUACUUAAAUCUCUCCUCACAACUAUUCUCGUCUUUAGUAACUUCGUUCUGUGGCAUAAUAUUAAUUGCUCUACCAUAUAUUAAGUGUGAAGGAGUUAAGACUUCACCAUCAAAUUCUUCGUAUUCAUCAGUCAACGGUCUUGCAUUUAAUGUACCUUCAACUUCAACUAAAACUGUAUUAAGUUCGUCGAACGUUAACCUAGCAUUCCCUAAAGUCUUCCUAAGACACCUUUUCACGCUUCGUACCAUCCUCUCAAAAACUCCACCCCACCAGGGUGCCCUCUCUAAGUUGAACCUCCAGGUUAUUCGCUUCGUCUGUAGCUCGGACUUAACCUUUUGCUGACUAUAUAGUUCCUAAGAGCUUUCUCUGAUGCCUUAAAUGUCUUUGCAUUGUCUGAUACUAUCAAACUAGGCGUUCCUCUUCUAGCGGCAAACCUUCUUAAAGAACGUAAAAACGUGUCGGCUGACAAAUCUCGUACUAACUCUAAAUGUAUUGCACGUGUCACACAGCAUGAGAACAAUGCUACAUACACUUUGUUGGAACAAUCUGCACAAACCUUUACAAAAAGUGGACCAGCGAAAUCAAUUCCCACUUUAGAGAAUGGUGCUGCCUGUCUGACUCUAAACCCCGGUAAAUCUGAUACUGGUGCUUCACUGUAUGAUUUCCCUUCCAGUCUCUUGCAGGUAACGCACUUGCCUACAAUUCGCUUAACCAGUUGUCGUCCUUUCACUACCCAGUACUUUGAUCGUAGUGUACAUAAAGUCGCUCGUACACCACAAUGAUGUACAUCACUGUGUGAUUUUCGAACCAAUAACUCUGUUAAUCUGUGAUCCUUUGGCAAGAUGAUUGGGUAUCUGGCACUCAAUUCUAAUCCGAAUUCUUCAAUCUGCCUUUGCACCUCAGAAUACCUUCUUCCUCCACUAAUCUUAAAGAAUUACUCAGCUGAUCAUAAUUCUUCUGAUCCUUCAGUUCUGUCUGAGCUUUCUUAAUCCAAAAUCCCUCUGCUUCAACUAGUUCCUCUACACUGAGCUCUCCUCUACGUUUAUCAACAUUCUUUACUUUAGCUUGAGAAUUAAACUUGAAUCUAAAUACCCAUGCUGUCACUCUAAAAAGCUGUUCUGAUGUACUGUACUUGUUUAAGUCAAUCACAAUGGUUGCAUGAUCUUGCUGGUUAACCUGUACUAACAUUGCUACUGGUUUUCUUUCUUCCUCUAUCACUUCAGGUCUCUUCACAUUACACUUAAAUUUAGGCCACUCUUCUUUGGACUUAGAGAGCCAAUCUGGCCCCUCCCACCAAAGUUUACUAACUUUCAAAUUUGAAGCUAACAUCCCCCUUGAACCUAUAUCUGCAGGGUUUUCUACCCCUGGACAGUGCCCCCAAUCCUCUUUGUUUGUGAGUUUCAAAAUUUCAUUAACUCGAUGAUGGACAAAUUGCUUCCAUUCCCCUCUAUUCCUUAUCCAGUAAAGGGCAGUAAUGCUAUCAAGCCAGAAACAGGUAAAUCUAUCUUAACUUGGGUUCCAAGUGCCCCUUUAACUGAGUUCAUGAGCUGGGCAAGGAGUCUUGCUGACAUCAAUUCUAAUCUGGGUAUGCUUGUCGGUUUUAAAGGCGCUACUCUUGCUUUAGAGGUUAGUAGACGCACAUACACUCCUACACUUGUUUGGUAAACAAAAUAGAUCACGGCACAAUAUGAUUUCUGACUUGCAUCACCAAAUCCAUGCAAGGUACACUCUAAGACCUCCUCCUCUGGGUUAUCAUAUAUGCAACGAGGAGUAAUUAUUUCAUUUACUUCUAUUAAAUCCUUAUACCAGACUUCCCAUUUCCUAAGUAUUUCUCCAGUGAACACCUCAUCCCAAUCAAUUUUUGCCUUGCAUACUUCUUGAAACAAGAUCUUGGCAUAAACAAUUAUAGGGCUCACUAUCCCGAUAGGAUCAAAAAGACUAGCUAAAACACUUAACAGAUUUCUUUUCGUAGGUGAUAGAGUUCUUGCUUUUUCACCUGUCUUUGCAACCUCAAACUUUAACUCAUCCUUAUUGUUAUCCCAUACUUGACCUAAAACCUUAUGGCAUUUUGAUUCAGUUCCCUUCAUUCCUAGAGAUAAUUUUGCAUAUGAUUCAUUCUCAUCUAUUCUAUCGCUCUUCCUGUCCAUGGUCUUCUCUUCUAAAUCAAUCUUAUCUUUCAACAUUCUACUAUUUGUUAACCACUUUCGCAUGUUGAAACCUCCCUGUGCCAUCCUACGCUUUGUCUUACUGUACAACUCUAAUGCCUUUCCUGUACUACCCUCACCACUGACUAGAUCAUCCACAUAAAACCCAUCAAGCAUUUUUUGUACAAACUCUGGAUCUUCUUCAACAUAUGUAGAGACAUGGUGUCUCAAAGUAGCAUUGAGCAGGAAUGGUGAUGAAUUUAACCCAAAAACUACUCGGCAAAAACGAUAAACUAGUGUCUCCUGGUCUUCAUUCUCAACAUUCUUCACCCAGAGGAACCUUAAGCUAUCUCUAUCUGCUCUAUCUACUUCCACAUUCAGGAAUGCUUUCUCAAUAUCGCCUACUAACGCUACUCUUUUUUCUCUAAACCUUAUUAAUAUACUAUACAGCAAUGGAUUGAGAGAUGGUCCAACAUGUAAACAGUCAUUAAGCGAUGUUCCUGAUUUUGACUCCUUUGAGGAUGCAUCAUAGACAAUACGUAGUUUUGUGGUCACAGCAUCCUUGCGAAUGACCGCUUGGUGUGGUAAGUAAUGCACCUUGUCUGCCUUCUCUAGACUCGAUACCUGCUUCAGGUUCCUUCUUCAAUCGCCUUAACUGGCUCUUCAUUCUCGCUAGACUAUUCCCGUAAUUGUCUGAAAGCUUGUCAUGGCCUUCCUUCCAGGGCAGUUUCACGGAAUAUCUACUGCCUGUGAAGGUCACGCCAUCUAAAAAUUCCUCAUGAACACUAUCCUCGUCAAUUAUGCCUAACCCUUCCAAACUCCAAAGCCUUUGCACAUUACUCUCUAAACUAUCAUUGUUCCACUCCUGAUUACCUAUCUGUGCUACAAAAUUUACCUGAGCUACUCCAACCCUUUCUAUGUCCCUUGCUCUAAGAAGACCUGACAAAACCCAACCUAACUCUGUUUCAACAGCUACUGGAUCCUCCGGUCUACCUCGCCUGGUAACACCUGUUUGAAACUGCCAAAGAUAAUCUGCUCCUAUGAGAACGUCUAUUUCUAAAACUUCCUGGCUACAAACAUCAGAGAACCAUGUGCCCUUCAAGUGUUGGUAAUCCUUUCGUGCUAAUUCUAUGUGUGCAUUUUGUAUACUUGAAAUUUCUGGUACUACAUAAGCUUCUACAGUUAUGACCUUAUCCCCAUGCAGAGGUUUAAGCUUUAAUUCGACCACAUCCCUUUGUUCGGACCUGGUACAUUUCUGACCGAACGUAUUAAUGCCUAACAAUUCCCGUCUUAAACCCUUGGGAUCAACGAGACUAGCUGCUUUCGAAGUCACAAAGGAGCGAUGACUUCCCGCGUCAAACAGUACCCGGACCUUAGCCUCCCUUUCUCCCCUUAAAACCCCGCGCGCAGUUUGCAAGGCAACCAGGCCACCAAUUCCUACAUGCAAAUUGGCAGAACUAGAUACAUUAAUUUUAGGGUCUUGUUUAGUUAUAUCUUUACUUAUUUCCUCAUGCAUAGUUUCUUUGUUGUCAUUAUCACACAGGGCAACAUGAUGUGUGCCAUUGCAUUUCUUACACUUGGUUGAUACACUACAAUUAUUAGCCCUAUGGCCUUUAUCUAAGCAUUUAAAACAUCUACCAAACUUACGUGCUAAAGUCUUACGAGUUUUUGGAUCCCUUACUCCUGGACAGUCUUCGUGGGCAUGUUGUUUCAGACAGAAGGCACAACAGAUUUUUCGUUUCUCAUUCGCCAAGAGUGCAGCAGCAGUAUAAGGGUUCUUUCGCUGACGCUGUUGCUCUCGUUCCAUAUUUACUAUUGCAGUCGUUCCCACGGCAUUAUGUGCUUCUCUCAGUUCCAAUUCUUUUACAAAUGCAUCCAGCAUUUCUUCCAUCGACCAUUGUAGAAAAUCUGUUCCUCUGGUAAUCGUCAACCGAAAUGAUUCCAGUAGUUUCUCGACGAUGACUGGAACAACAAUACUGGAGUAAGAUUCCUCGCUCACCCCCAGUGCUUUCAACGCGCGGUUAUGUGCUUCACAGCUAUCAUAUAAAUGGCGAAGUCCUCGCGUGUCUCUUUCCUUGAAUACCGGCGACAAUUGAAUCAGUUCGUUCACGUGUGCUCGCUCGCUGGACUGCGCUCUUUUUAUCAAAUCGUUUCUUUAAGAGUUCUACUGCUGACUUAUAAUUUGCUUCUGUCAGAGAAAACCCAGCGAUUGUUGACUUUGCUGGUUCUUCCAACAGACCGCGUAAAUACGCAAAUUUAUCGACAUCAGACAAUUGCUCAUUGUUAUCGAUUGAACUUGAAAAGCUGUCCAAAAACUCCUGCCAUUGCAAAUCUUUCCGUUAAACUUUCUGAGUUCAAGUUUCGGGAGCUUAGCUCGAACGAUUUUACCGACUGACAUAUCGCUGGAGGUUGACAAAUGACUCUGAUUAAGGCUUGCAUCCGCGGCGUUGUGCGUUGUCGACACUGACAAUGGCGUGCUUUGUCUCAAUUUACACAAUUCAUCCUCGAGCUCGAGUAAUAUUCUUUCCAGUUCCGCUAUCGCGUUGUCUGAGUCUUCAAUUUCUUGCGUUACAAGUUCAUCGACGUCUUCCUCUUUCGAUGCGCUGAUUAUGUCGAUUAUUUGUUCGUCGAAUUGUCUUAUCGUCUUGAUUUUUUCUUUCAAGUUCGUUUGGCUCUGUCGCAACCAUAGUAUGUCUUUGUCUGGGCUCUCACUUUGAAGCCUUUCAACUAUCUUCGCCACAAGCUUUUUAGCUGACGAUCUGUGGCCUCCUCUCACUCGUUUCUUCUUGACUAGAUCUUCCAUCUGACGAUUCAAGUCUCGAAACCUCACGCAACUCUAUUCUCGACCGCGACGCAAAUGUUGACUAUUUGCGCGUCCUUUCUUCACAAUAUUAACAAUCCGGCUCGAUCGGACCACUGUGUUGCGGAACUUGUGAUUCCACCGUCUGGUUCAUUCAGUAAACGCUCAAGGGACUGUAUUUUAUAAUUGUAUUGAUUGUAAUAUGUGAAAGUAUACUAUUUACAACGUGAGUUUUAGACUGUUAAACAUUCCGAUUGUCCCGCUACGAUCUGACAGCAACAAUGACAUUCAAUCACUACCUAGCUAUUUGAUUACCCUACCAAAUUACAAUGUGUCACUGUGACGUAUCAAUUUACACAUACAAAGACUUAUUUACGAUUUAACAUGAAUUACGUCAAUCACAAUACUGAUAUAUUACAUGAAGUAUAUUUAAAGUUGAAUGAAUUGGCUGCGCUGCGAACCUACGACAAUAAUCUUUCAACUAUUUUUGCCGUGUUCUACAUAAGUACAAUAAAAAUUUAAAUUAUCGUGUUGCCAUGGCAACACUGACGUAACGCGAGCCUGUGUUCAGUGUUGAUCAAUUAUUAAUACUUCAUGUUAAAUUAAUAUUUAGUAAAUAUAGGCGAGGGGUUGCAUGUAUUUCUAGUUUUGCGAAUGAGCUGUGUUUCGGCAUGCAAUAAACAGAAAGCGUAUUAACAAUUUCUCGUCAAUGGAAAAGCAGUCUCAUUGCAAACUUUUGCUAUAAAAACCCCGGGACAAUGCUGUCGCUGUGCAGUUACUUCAUAUGCUUUUAACGAUUUUGUCUAAAAGUACACACGAGUGACCACGAGUAACUUCUGUGUUUAAAAAUCAUAAACUAAUAAUACUAUUUUAAACUAUUUAUUUACAAAUUAUUGAAAAGCGUUGCCCGGGUAUUGGAUCGGAUCUCUUUUCCGACCGGAUUAACUUGCGUGUUGGGCUCUAUGCUUGAAAUAUAUUAAAAUCCCGCAUAUAUAAGAACUUAGACUUUAAAAACCUGUUAGGCUAAAAUAUGUUAUUUAGACCUCCUUUAAAUAAAAACCUGUUAAAAUAAUGUGUACGGCACCUGAACGAUUCAAUAUCUUGCUUGAUAGUGCUUCUAAAUCCUUAAAUACAUAUUAUGGAAAUACUGUGCGCCAUAUUUAUUUACAAUAGAACCCAAGCCCAGCAAGCUCUCGCGGCUUUGAUCCCACCCUCCCUGUUAUUAGUGCAAAUUAUGGGCGUGACGUAAUAUUUCGCGUGAGCCUCGAAAGCUUGGGUUCUAAUGUAAAUAAAUAUGGCGGAAUUUGAAAAUAUAACAAGGAGGAAUUUCGUUUUCGACCAAUCAAUACAUUUGUUGACAUUUUCGCUCUAAGCCAAUCAGAAUGCGUAAUUGGUUACUAUUUCCGGUAAAAACACACAUUUGAACAGAAAAUAUAGGGUCUUAAAUAAAGCUUCCAGGAGGUCAGGAUUUUUAAUUUUUUGAUUAGAUUUAACGUGACAAGGAACAUUUAGAAAUUUUCUAGAAAGUUGCCGCUGGGAUUUGCGUUUUAUUUCCUAGUUUUAAAGUUAUCGGCGUAAAAAUAGGUACGCAUUGCGUACAUGCGGUUAGCCUAUAGGAUUGUCAAUUGUUAUAGCGUCAUAUAGCUGAUUUCGUUCAAAAUAUAAUGAACGAAAUAUCUUGGUUGAUUUUUUAACCAUUGAACCAUAAAAUUUUUAUUCUUCAUUCUUUGUCGUAUGAAGCCAAAUACCGUAUGACAUACCCAUAAUACAGCAACCUUUUUAAAAACAAACCAGAAAAAAUUAAAUUAACUCUACUAUUUCGUUGUAAACGGCUAAAAUAAAAUUUUAAACCCUUUCUCGCUCAGUCCCAUGCCCAAGCAUCGUAGGUCGCUAAAAGCUGCCAACCUAUAAGGUCCAGGCACACCGGGCGCGAUUCGACAACGCGACGCGAUUUUUUAGUUUUUGAAAGUUAAUACAACAGCCAAUGAGAGCAAAUCUUAAAAGACAUGUAGACCAAAUAACGCAAAAUGUUAAACGCUUCUAAAUACUUGGAAAAUUUAAAUUAGGAUUAAAGUUAUCGGUCAGUGAAAAUCGAAAAAUCGCGUCGCGUUGUCAAAUCGCAUCCGGUGUGUCUGGACCUUUAGAUGUUCAUAUCUUGAGUUUAGUGCAUGCUAUGAACACAAUAAUACCUCCAUUUGAUUCAGUGAAAAAAUCAAAUAGUUCCUUACAAUAGCUUUAGUCAUUAUCAACAUUGUAGCGAUUUAUUGCCUCUGAAAGACAAGCGAGAUCGUACCUUUCGCUGAACAUAUAACUUCGGCCACGCUACAGAGGUAAUGUGACUCGAAUCGGUUUCCGACGAACGGUUUCCGACGUUUCCCGAGUGCUAGGACAGCAUUGUUUCGACAAUCCGUUUGUAUUUCCGGUUGAAGCUCUCACUAAAAAUUUAGAUAUUCUGAAAUACCGAAAUAAAAGAUGCAAAUAUGUAGAUACAAGCUUGAAAAUAACACUCUGAAUAGAGUUUUGGAUUCUGAUUCGAACAAGACUAAUCUAUUACGAAAAAGAUAUGUUGAAAGGGACCAAAGUUCUGUUCGGCGAAAGGUUAUGCACUUAUAUGCCUUAGUUGGUAUUAAUACAUUGACAUUGUUUACAUUGUUCGGGAAAAUUGUGUGAAAUAUGGUAUCGCAUAAUUUCUAAAGAUCGUAAAUCGCCAUAAUGUUGACAUUUUACUAAAACCAUCCAUAGGGAUUGUUCACUGAAUUGAACGGUGGUAUUUUCAUCCACAUAGCAUGCACUGAACCAAAGAUAUAUGAACCUCCAAAGUAAACCGACGAUAUGAUAUGUCCAUAUCGAUCUGCUUUAAUUAUGCGCAAGUGAACGGCUCUUUCGUAUGCGUUUAACUACAAAAUUUCAUAAACCAACGGCUCUUUCGUAUGCCUUUAACUACAAAAUUCCAUAAACCAACGGCUCUUUCGUAUGCCUUUAACUACAAAAUUCCAUAAACCAACGGCUCUUUCGUAUGCCUUUAACUACAAAAUUCCAUAAACCAACGGCUCUUUCGUAUGCCUUUAACUACAAAAUUCCAUAAACCAACGGCUCUUUCGUAUGCCUUUAACUACAAAAUUUCAUAAACCAACGACUCUUUCGUAUGCCUUUAACUACAAAAUUCCAUAAACCAACGGCUCUUUCGUAUGCCUUUAACUACAAAAUUUCAUAAACCAACGGCUCUUUCGUAUGCGUUUAAUUAACUACAAUAUUUCGCACAUGCGCAGACUAAAAACUGUCAAACUAAACUUUUUUAUGGUUUAUAACAUAGUGGUUAGCUGCGCAUGCGCAGGCUAACCACAAAAAGCUAAAAAUUGUUAGAUGCAAUAAUUUAACUAUCCUGAACAAUAUACUAAAAGUCCCCAUGGAUAUAUCCUCUUGGAGCGUUUUCCAUUAUGACAAGGUUUUUUUCGAUUUCCCUAUUACUCCCAUAUUGUUAAAAAACGUGAAAUUUCAAGUUCACUCAUAACAAAAAUGACUCGCAUCACUAGAAAGACAUUUAAACAGUCACCUAAAUUUUUCAAGCGGUUUUCGAGUUAUUGCUGUUCCAAAUGUGAAAAAUAGGCCAAAAUCUGGCAAAAAUCCUGGGUACUAGUCUGACAACACGUUUCCAACAGCUCAUAACUCAAGAAGAAAUUGCAAAAUCAAGGUAGCCGUUCAAAUGUCUUAUAUGCAGUUUUUUGUAAGUUUUCUAAUGAUGUAACUUAUUUUUCCUAUAAAUGAAUCUGAAAUUUCACUUUUUUAAUAAUAUAGGAGUUCACUAGGGAAAUUGUCAUAAUGGAGAAAGCUCCAAGAGGAUACAUGAGGACUUUUAGUAUGUUAUCAAGGUUGCUGAAGAGAGUGUAUCAUACGCUAAUUUUUGACUUUUUACUAAUUUUUUCUGACCUAUUCUAUUUUGAUUGUACUAUAAGUUCGAAUUUUAGGCAAUAAAACGCAUAUCCCAGUGGCAAAUUUUCAGAAAAUUUCUUAUUUUACCUUGUCACGUUAAAUUUAAUAAAAAAAUUUAAAAUCCUGACCCCCUCGAAGCUUUAUUUAAGACCCUAUAUUUUCUGUUGAAAUGUAUGUUUUUACCAGAAGUGAGCUUUCUGUGCUCGCAGGGAAACUACCUACAAUAACCAAUUACGCAUUCUGAUUGGCUUAGAGCGAAAUCGUCAACAAAUGCGCUGAUUGGUCGAGAACGAAAUUCUCCCUUGUUUGAAAAUAUACAGUAUUUGCAUAACAUGUAAAUGUAUUUAUGGAUUUAGAAAGACUGUCAAGCAAGAUAUUGAAUAGUUCAGGUGUUUUAUUUUAACUUCUAUUUAGUUAGAGUGCUAUUGUUGUCAAAUUGAAUUGGUCCUAAAGCCCGUGCUACGAGCAAUGGUUUAUAACUAAGCAAUAGUACUUUCAAGUAGUUGUUUUAGAAGUUUGGGAGGGCGGGGGGAGGCGGGCAUGACGUUUAUGGGCCUAUACUAACCUGUGACAGCGUCUAGGAAGUAGUAACUUUGCACUGUCCUUGGGAUCUCCGAGUUCCUUUUUCGGCGUAAUAUCCAUUUGAAAAUUUUAAUUAAAAUACUUUUCUGUUUUUCAGGGUGGUCGUGGUACCCCUGAUUCAACUACGUCGUCAUUACAUACACCUGAAAACCGAACUUUAAUAAAGAGAAUGUUGAUAAAAUGUGCAGAUAUUUCGAACCCUGCUCGGCCAAGGUUUUUGUGUGAAACAUGGGCAAAAAGAAUAGCAGAAGAAUACUUUCUUCAGGUAUGUCUGUUCAAUUUUUAGUGUAUACAAAUAAUUUUGCAGUACGAAUUUCCGCCUCGAGUCGUAAUGUGUAGCACCAAUUAUUAACAAGUACCGGGUAUCAUACUAAUCGCAUAGAGGUACCAUAUGUGGAUAUUGAUGCAUGUGCCUUUAAGUGAAAUAAAUUUGUACUGAACAAAUACUGUAUCUAUAUAUGUUAAUGUAAGUGCAAUAAUUAUUGAAACAAAGCUGUUACCUUGUGUUACAUUUAUUGCUCUUUGUUGAUACUCUUCGAUGACGCGCCAUUGAAUCGCCUUCACUUUCUAAAGGCCGAGACACACCGGACGCGAUUCGACAACGCGACGCGAUGUGUCCGGUGUGUCGAAUCCAGUGGCGCCGUGGCCGGGGGGGGGGGCAGGGGGGAACCUAAACCUAAUAAAACACUCCUGCUCUUUAUUAAACAGUACAUAAUACAUGGGAGCGCGGAAAUCCCAGAUUUAUUUCGAGUGUUGAACAUGAUAUAUCACGAGUGAGCGCAGCGAACGAGUGAGAUAUCAUGUUCAACACGAGAAAUAAAUCUGGUAUUUCCAAGCUCCCAUGUAUUUUUUUGUUUAUUUUAUAAACAAAAUUCAGUGAAAAACAAUAAAACGUCCGUGGCACUGCGUUUUACCACAAAUGAUAUUUUCACACGUAAAAAUAUCGUAUUUUUUACGUGUGUUUAAAUACGAUUUUUCUCAGUGGCCAAAAACUCUAUUUCAAAAACUCAUUAAUAAUUCAUGAGGAAAACACAAAGAGAAAUCAUAAGCGUGUCGUGUCUUUAUAUGUGAUAAAACACGCUUCAAAUUUCAACUUGUAUUUUCUCAGCUAAUACAAAGUUAUUUUGGAAAAUUAUUUCGCCAAUGCCGUGAUCUAACUGAGACGUUUUUGAAGCUGUUUAAUAAACUCGUUCGUGUUUUAUCACAUAUAAAACACUCCGCUACGCGUCGUGUUUUAUAUGUGAUAAAACACUCCUACUCGUUUAUUAAACAGUACAUAACACUUAUGUUUAUAUAAUAAACUGAUUUAUGUUUUGAAAAUAUCCAUCUCCCAUGUCCAAAGAGUCUUGUUCCAUUUUCAGGGCUCCAAAAUAUUUUUAAACAUUGUAAUUUACAUAUUUUUAGACAGAGGAAGAGAAAAAGCGUGGGUUACCAGUGGUAAUGCCAGUGUUUGACAGAGCCACAUGUAACGUUCCGCGUUCUCAGGUAAAUGUACACAAUAUUUGAAUAAUGGUCUGUUUUUUUUUAACUCGGUUACCUGGUAGACCAUGUUCUUGCCUCUGGCAGAUUUAUGAGUAAUAAAGUGUUUUUGAACUUGUAAAAGGUUUCAGUUAAAAUAAUUAUCAUAUAUACAAAGAUGCGUUUAUGGAUUUCAACCGUGCAAUUAAUGUGUGAUUGUCUUUUCUAGGUCUGGUUUAUUGACUAUUUCGUCAGUGAUCUUUAUGACGCUUGGGAUGGUGAGUUUAUACAAAACAAAUUGUUGUGUUUCAUUUCUUGUGUUGUGAUUUCGUAUGUAUACGUAUCAAAUUUUGAUGGAAUAAUUCAAUGUAGAUCUUGCAGGUUAUUUGCCACAUUAGAAAUAAUUUUGAAAAGGAU
Messenger RNA from Paramuricea clavata, 13651 nucleotides. The record is from the annotation of a GenBank genome assembly. NCBI's taxonomy places the organism in Eukaryota, Metazoa, Cnidaria, Anthozoa, Malacalcyonacea, Plexauridae.